AUGACGGGCGCUAUGCGAACCUGCCCAACAGCGGCGCUGGAGGUCCUGCUGGAACUCACCCCGCUCCACAUAGUGAUCGAUCAAGUAGCCAAGCAUUCACUUCUGCAAAUAACGGCAGAGGAAUGCGGUAAAGGGAAAAUAAUCUCGUCCCAGAAGAUGGAGAUGAUAAGUGGCAACAAUCCAAUUGCCUUCCUCCCGAAGGACGGGAUUACAAAAACAAUAAACUUCACGAGGAAGUUCAAGGUUACCCUUGGCAGCAAGAGCGAGUGGAAUGACUCCAGUCUUGAGCUGAUGCUAAGGGAUAGUACACUGAAGUGGUACACUGACGGCUCGAAGACGUCAGAAGGUAUUGGUGCAGGGAUCGCGGGCCCACGCACAAGGUUAUCCAUACCGAUGGGCAGAUUCCCCAGUAUUUUCCAGGCCGAAGUCCUAGCCAUAAGUCGGUGUAUAGAGAUAAACCUCCAUCGCGGCUAUCGUAAUGAGCGAAUAACCAUACUCAGCGAUAGCCAAGCGGCACUGAAAGCGAUCUCCGCUUACGAGAUCAAAUCGCUGCUGGUGCAGGAGUGUAGAGAACGGCUAAACAGCCUAGCUGAAUUGAACCUUAGGUGUACCUGGUCAUAG
This is a messenger RNA of Bactrocera dorsalis (oriental fruit fly), 621 nucleotides long. RefSeq lists its product as uncharacterized. The record is from RefSeq and is a predicted model, not a curated record. The transcript has a single exon. Gene Ontology annotation, molecular function: nucleic acid binding; RNA-DNA hybrid ribonuclease activity. Bases 1 to 621 code for a protein of 206 amino acids. NCBI's taxonomy places the organism in Eukaryota, Metazoa, Arthropoda, Insecta, Diptera, Tephritidae.